AUGAACCGCUUUAUUCUUGUGCUCCUUGGAGCACUCCUUUUGGUUCAGGCCUACCAUGUCAAGAAACAUCAGAAGUUGAGGACGUAAGUGUAAAUAUGGGAUGGGAUGAGUGGAGGCGAUCAGAAUUUGAAUAGUGUGACCUUAUAACCUGUUUUAAAUGGAGUAUCUGCAAGAAAACUACCGGGAAUUCUUGUUUCAUCAUUCCCAAAUUAUUCACAAAAGUUUAAUAAACCCGAUAAUACAAAGUCUAAUAAGUUUUUUCAACUUUACCAUUUCAUUUGGUAAUGUUGGCCGAUAUCUCAUAAAAAGCUCAGAAAUCGCGCUUAUUGACCCCAUUCUUCUUGAAAUCAGGCCACCUCAGGUCACAAGACUUGCUUUCCCUCACUCCAUCCAAAAAUCCGAACAACAAAAAGCAAGUGACCCCCAACCCCCCGAGGCGCUCCCUCUCGGUCCCUGGCGUCAGUUGUCGACCUCCUCAUUUUGCAGGAUCGCUCUGAAGAAGCAGCCGACUCUUCGCGAAACUUUGCUCAAAGCCGGAACCUUCGAGUCGUUUGCCAAGCAUCGACACAACUUCCAGCGCAAGUACCUCAAAGUCAAUGGAUACACUGGCAUGGAAAAGUAUGACAAGAUGGGACACGCCAAGCCCUUGGGAGAGAUUGAUGAACUCUUGAGAAAUUACAUGGAUGUAAGAGCGUUUUUCUCAGAGUUCUAAUAAUGAGUCAAUUGAUUUUAGGCUCAAUACUUUGGAACCAUCUCUAUCGGAACUCCAGGACAAAACUUCACCGUCAUUUUUGAUACCGGCUCCUCCAACCUUUGGAUUCCAUCGAAGAAGUGUCCAUUCUACGACAUUGCAUGCAGUAAGUAUUUCAUCACUGAUAGCGUUCCCAUCGUCACUGAUAACAUGCCUGUUUUUGACAGGUUGAUGAUGGUCACUAUACAAACAAACUUUAUGUACAUAUUUUCAGUGCUCCACCACCGCUAUGACUCUAAAGAGUCGUCCACCUACAAGGCCGAUGGAAGAAAGAUGGCCAUCCAGUACGGAACUGGAUCCAUGAAGGGAUUUAUUUCCAAGGACAGCGUGUGUCUUGCCGGAGUCUGUGCUGAGGACCAGCCAUUUGCCGAGGCUACCAGCGAGCCGGGAAUCACCUUUGUCGCCGCUAAAUUUGACGGAAUCCUCGGAAUGGCCUACCCGGAAAUCGCCGUUCUUGGGGUCACCCCUGUCUUCAACACGCUUUUCGAUCAGAAGAAGGUCCCAUCCAACGUCUUCUCCUUCUGGCUCAACCGCAAUCCGGACUCGGAUCUUGGUGGAGAGAUCACUUUCGGUGGAAUCGACGCCAGAAGAUACGUAGAGCCAAUCACCUACGCUCCAGUAACCCGUAAGGGAUAUUGGCAGUUCAAGAUGGACAAGGUCGUCGGAUCGGAUAUCCUUGGAUGCACCUCUGGCUGCCAGGCUAUCGCUGACACCGGAACUUCGCUCAUCGCUGGACCAAAGGCCCAGAUUGAGGCUAUUCAGAACUUCAUUGGAGCCGAACCGCUUAUCAAGGGAGAGUACAUGAUCAGCUGCGACAAGGUGCCAACCCUUCCGCCAGUCUCAUUUGUGAUCGGAGGACAAGAGUUCAGCCUUAAGGGAGAGGACUAUGUGCUCAAGGUCUCGCAAGGUGGAAAGACCAUUUGCUUGUCUGGAUUCAUGGGAAUCGACCUUCCGGAACGAGUUGGAGAGCUCUGGAUCUUGGGAGAUGUCUUCAUCGGAAGGUACGCCGCUCGUAUUUUAUAUAUUUAAACACGAUUUUCUUUUUCAGAUACUACACCGUCUUCGAUUUCGAGCAGAACCGUGUCGGAUUCGCGCAAGCCAAGACCGCCGAGGGACUUCCAGUAGAGCCAGCUCCACGUCCGUAUCGCCCGAGAUACACCAGCGAUGACGAUGAGGAUGACGAGUCCAGCGAGGAGAACUAA
Molecule: messenger RNA, 1953 nt
Organism: Caenorhabditis sp. 36 PRJEB53466
Lineage: Eukaryota; Metazoa; Nematoda; Chromadorea; Rhabditida; Rhabditidae
Source: the annotation of a GenBank genome assembly